Suhomyces tanzawaensis NRRL Y-17324 is the source of this 6639-nucleotide messenger RNA. It is a transcript of the gene POL2, whose product is annotated as DNA polymerase epsilon catalytic subunit. Bases 1 to 6639 code for a protein of 2212 amino acids. The transcript has a single exon. Gene Ontology annotation, molecular function: zinc ion binding; nucleotide binding; single-stranded DNA 3'-5' DNA exonuclease activity. The record is from RefSeq and is a predicted model, not a curated record. Lineage: Eukaryota; Fungi; Ascomycota; Pichiomycetes; Serinales; Debaryomycetaceae. Gene Ontology annotation, cellular component: nucleus; epsilon DNA polymerase complex. Gene Ontology annotation, biological process: mitotic cell cycle; DNA replication; leading strand elongation.
AUGUCUUUCAAAGGGUCUACAUCUGCCAGGUUCGUCAAGAACAAGGUGCAGUUUCAGUACAAGAAUCGGGAAGCUGAGCCCAUAGACCCAAAUGUGGCCAACAACCCUAUGCUCAAUGAUGCCAUCCAGAAACGGGAGUUGGUAGAACGGAUCGAGGAAAUUGACUCGACCAUGGGCUUCGACAGGUUUGAGCACGGCGAAGCCGAAGGUGCCAAGCCAAGAAGGGGCUGGCUCAUCAACAUGCAUGCCACAACCAUUCCUAGUGACGACAUAGUGACAGGACACUCGGGAGUGGACUAUUACUUUCUCGACGAGGAAGGUGGCUCGUUCAAGGCCACCAUCCAGUUCGAUCCAUAUUUGUUUCUCGAAGUGGUUCCCAACAGAGAGGCAGAAGUGGAGGAAUGGGUCAAAAAAUACUUGGAGACGUGCAACAUAAAACAGAUCUCCAGAGUGGUCAAAGAAGACUUAGCAUUGCCCAACCACUUGGUGGGGAUCAAAAGAACCAUGGUCAAGUUGGUUUUUCACAACAUCCAGGAUCUUCUUGGGGCAAGAAGACUCUUGAAUCCUAUCAUCAAGGACAACAAGUUGAAACGCGACAACAGAGAUAUCUACAACGUCAUGAACUUCAACAACCUCAACAACAUCAAUGGAACCGAACUCCACAUGGAUCUCGACAAUAACGAAACCGAAAAUUACGGCGACGCGUCAGAGUUCAUCGACGAUAUCAGAGAAUACGAUGUGCCCUACCAUGUCCGUGUAUCAAUUGAUAUGGAUAUCAGAGUCGGAAAGUGGUAUAACGUCUACGCUAAGCACGGCGAGAUUACCCUAGAAGAAGAUAAGGAGAAGAUAGCGUUCGCUGACCCGGUAGUUUUGGCAUUCGAUAUUGAAACGACUAAAGCACCUUUGAAGUUUCCAGACGCUAAGGUCGAUCAAAUUAUGAUGAUUUCAUAUAUGAUUGACGGAGAGGGCUUCUUGAUCACAAAUAGAGAAAUCAUUUCGCAAGACAUAGAAGAUUUCGAGUAUACUCCUCGGCCUGAAUAUCCUGGUGUUUUCACGAUUUUUAACGAAGCAGACGAAAAACAUGUAUUGUUGAGGUUUUACGAACAUAUCAGGGACGCAAGACCAACCGUCAUUGCCACCUUUAAUGGUGACAGUUUUGACUGGCCGUUUGUGGAAAACAGAUCCAGAUUUCACGAUAUAGAUAUGUUUCAGGAAAUCGGGUUCGCAAAGGAUAACGAAGGUGAGUAUAAAUCUAAGUACUGUGUACACAUGGAUUGUUAUAGAUGGGUUAAAAGAGAUUCCUAUUUACCUCAAGGUUCACAAGGUUUGAAAGCAGUUACCACCUCGAAAUUGGGAUACAAUCCAACAGAGUUGGACCCCGAAUUAAUGACCCCUUAUGCCUACGAAAAACCCCAAGUACUUUCUGAAUAUUCCGUUUCUGAUGCUGUGGCCACCUACUACUUGUACUACAAGUACGUUCAUCCUUUCAUUUUCUCAUUGUGUACGAUUAUUCCCUUGAACCCAGAUGAAGUGUUAAGAAAGGGAACGGGUACAUUGUGUGAAAUGUUGUUACAGGUGCAAGCAUAUGAAAAAACUAUCUUGUUACCUAACAAGCAUACCGAGCCAAUCGAAAGAUUUUAUAAUGGUCAUUUGUUAGAGUCAGAAACAUAUGUCGGAGGUCACGUCGAAUCUUUGGAAGCAGGUGUCUUCAGAAGUGACCUCGAGACUGAUUUUAAAGUCGACCCUACAGCCAUUGAUGAGCUCUUGGGUAAUUUGGAGAAGUCGAUACGAUUUUGUAUCGAGGUAGAGAAUGGAAAGAAAAUGGAAGACAUUACCAACUAUGAUGAGGUGUAUAAUCAGAUCAAGCUGAGUUUAGAGGAGUUACGUGACAACCCUGUUAGAACAGAAACACCUUUAAUUUAUCAUGUUGAUGUGGCUUCAAUGUAUCCAAAUAUCAUGACUUCCAACAGACUUCAACCAGAUUCCAUGAAAAACGAAGAGGAUUGUGCUGCUUGUGAUUUCAACAGACCUGGUAAAAAUUGUGACCGUAGAUUGCCAUGGUCCUGGAGAGGUGAGUUUUAUCCUGCCGAAAUGAACGAGUAUAGUAUGAUCAAAAGAACUCUACAAAACGAAAGCUUUCCACCUUUAAAGCCAUGGUUACCUCAAAGAACUUUUGACGAAUUACCUUACACAGAACAAGCAGCUUUAAUCAAAAAGAGAUUAAGUGACUACUCGAGGAAAGUCUACCACAGGGUCAAGCAAACAGAAGUCGUGGAGAGAGAAGCUAUCAUCUGUCAAAGAGAAAAUCCAUUCUAUGUUGACACGGUCAGAUCUUUUAGGGAUCGUAGAUACGAGUUUAAAGGACUUGCAAAAGUUUGGAAGGGAAAAGCAUCAAAACUUGAUGAUAUCAUUGCCAAAGAUGAAGCAAAAAAGAUGGUUGUCUUGUAUGACUCCUUACAAUUAGCACACAAGGUCAUCUUGAAUUCAUUUUAUGGUUAUGUUAUGAGAAAGGGUUCGCGGUGGUAUUCAAUGGAAAUGGCUGGUGUUACUUGUUUAACAGGAGCUACUAUCAUUCAAAUGGCAAGAAAAUUAGUCGAGAGAAUUGGUAGACCAUUGGAAUUGGAUACUGACGGUAUUUGGUGUAUCUUACCAAAAUCCUUCCCCGAGAACUUCAAUUUAAAGUGUAAGGACGGUAAGAAGAUUUUCUUAGAAUAUCCAUGUUCUAUGUUAAAUUAUUUGGUUCACGAGGAUUUCACCAAUCAUCAGUAUCAAGAUUUGGUUGAUCCUGAAAACUUUAAGUAUAAGACAAGAUCUGACAACUCUAUUUUCUUCGAAGUGGAUGGUCCAUACAAGGCAAUGAUUUUGCCAACAUCCAAGGAAGAAGGAAAAGGGUUGAAAAAAAGAUAUGCCGUCUUCAAUGAAGAUGGUACAUUAGCAGAAUUGAAAGGUUUUGAGUUGAAGAGAAGAGGUGAAUUGAGAUUGAUCAAAAACUUUCAAUCCGACAUUUUCAAGUUGUUCUUAGAAGGCGAUACUCUUGAGGGCUGUUACCAAGCAGUGGCUACAGUUGCCAAUAAUUGGUUAGAUGUCUUGGAAACCAAAGGUGGUAUGCUUGAAGAUGAAGAUUUAAUUGAACUUAUUUGUGAAAACAGAUCAAUGUCCAAGAGUUUGGCCGAAUACGGUACUCAAAAAUCUACAAGUAUCACAACUGCUCGAAGAUUAGGAGAAUUCUUAGGGGAAGAAAUGGUCAAGGAUGCAGGUUUAGCCACUAAGUACAUUAUCAGUGCAAAGCCCUCAGGCUCUCCAGUCACUGAAAGGGCAAUUCCGGUGUCUAUUUUCUCCUCAGAUAAGAAGGAAUUUUUUCUCAAGAAAUGGCUAAAGGAUCCAAACUUACAAGAGUUUGGUCCUAGAGAUGUCAUUGAUUGGGACUAUUAUGCUGAAAGAUUAGCAUCUGUGGUGCAAAAGAUUAUUUCAAUCCCUGCAGCAUUGCAAAAUGUUAAGAAUCCAGUUCCAAGAGUUCCCCAUCCAGAUUGGUUGAAGAGGCAAAUCCUGAGAAGUGAAGAUACCAAGAGACAAACCUCUGUGACCAAUUUUUUCGGGAAGUCUUCGAAGAAGGAAUCGGUUGUCAAAGAUAUUGAAGAUUUCGGAGUGAUUGAAAGUAACGUUCCUCGUGCUAAAGUUAGUAAAGUUACAUCUAGAAAGAGAAAGAAUGGCCAACCAAACCAGGAUAUUCUAGACAAUGAAGAGGAGGAAAGAAAUAACGCAUUAUUGAAUGGCCCUUGCCCAUCCAUGACCGAAGAUUACGCGGGAUAUCUUCAGUAUCAAAAGGCCAAAUGGAGAGUUCAGGCCAAGAAUAGGGAAAGAAGAACCCAACUCUUUGGUGCUAAUUCCGAGUCAUCUCACAGAUCAACUGUUGGAGGAAUUUUAAAGAAGCAAGCUGAAAAUGUUGCUGGCUCAAAUUGGGAGAUUUUGGAAUACAAGCUUGAUCCCACAAAACCUGGUGAUAUAAAGGUUUAUGUGCUGGCCAAUAACAAAGUCCACAAGUUCACCUUCCAUGUGCCAAAAAAGAUAUAUGCUGCAUUCAAAAGUGAGCUUUCACCUAGAAAAUCCAUUUCUGGUUGUUCUAUCGAAAAGACUUCAGCUGUUUUACCAAAUGGUCAUGAUGGUUCCAACCUUUACAAAUUGACUAUGAGUGAAGGUGUAUUCAACGACGAGUUGGUUAACUUCAAUAGUUUGUUGCAGGACCCUAGUUUAUUGGGUCUAUAUGAGACCCAGAUUGGUUCCAUUGAUCGAGCUAUAAUUGAUUUGGGUAACACUGUCAGAUUUGAUGACACUAAGGUGGGGGCUUUAGGUAAAGGUUUGAAGAAUGGUUUCCAGAUCAAGGAUCUUAUUCAAGUAAACACUAACGAUUACCUCAAACGAUUUGACAUGGGUAUAGUAUACUUACUUCAUAUUGUCACAAACAGUUAUGAGUUUUUCACCGUUUUUAAGUCAUGGGAUAACUCUACAGAAUUGUUUGUCUUGAAACCUACUUCCAAUGCUCACGAAUUACCAGGGAAUUUGGAUAAGAUUUACAGGGAAAUCUACGAGAUGAAGAAGGACAGAUUGGGCAAGUUAUACAAUAUCAUCGACUAUCAGGACUUUAUGAGUUUUAACACACACUACUAUAGUGAGAGUGGAAAACUAUUCAAAAAAUUGAACCAAACUUUGGCCAAAAUUUAUGAGAGCAAGUCCAAGUCUCUAUUAGCCAUUCAAUCACCAUAUUGUAGCAAGAUCAUGAACAUUUUGAGUGCUACUGCUGAGUUCCCUACAAUCAAGAUGAAUAUCAGUGAAUUAUCUUUACCUGCUAUUGGUUGGGAGUCGUUAAUUUCGAAAAGAAUUAUUAACCAUUACUUUGUUUUAGCAUCAUGGAUCAAGAAUUUGAUUUCUUUGGCACAGUAUGGUAACAUCCCAUUAUGCAAUCUUCAAAUUGAAAAUGUGGGAUAUUUGAUUGAUAUUGAAUAUGCUAGAAGGUUAUCAACUAACAACAUUGUCUUAUGGUGGUCUUCAAACCCAUUACCUGAUCAUGGUGGAAUUGAGUUGGAUAAGGCAAACGAUUUCGAGAAUUUAGAUUUUCCAAACAUUAACAAUCCCGAGAUUUACGAAACUGCCUGUCUAGAAGUGGAAAUCGGCACAUUGACUAUAAAUACAAUUCUCACGAGUAGUAUUAUCAAUGAAGCGGAAGGAACAGAUCUUGCAGAUGAUGCAAUGCAUUUUGACAAGAAUAAUGGAGCGUCUAUUAUGGCAGAGGAUUCAUUCUCUAAUCCUGCGUUGAUGAUAUUGAGGUCAAUGGUUAAGGAUUGGUGGGAUGAUGCUAUGAAGAACAAUAUUAAUGCAGAUUCUAUGAUGAAUAAUUUGGUCACUUGGGUACAAAGAAAGGAAUCAUUCCUUUAUGACUAUUCGUUACAUUACCAUGUGCACAACUUGACUACAAAGGCUUUGUUGCAAUUAAUUGGGGAGUUUAGAAGAAUGAACUCGAAGGUUAUUUUUGCUAACAGGAAUAAAAUGUUGAUUCAGACCACAAAGGUAUCAGUGGAGAAUUCAUAUGCAUAUGGUCAGUAUAUUUUGAAAGCUGCGAGAUCCAAGCCUUUAUUCAAUUACUUGGACUUGAGGAUUGUUAAAUAUUGGGACAUUUUGAUCUGGAUGGACGAAUUUAACUUUGGCGGUAGAUACUGUUCCGCCAUCACCAAUGAUGAAAUCCAGAACCUUAUUCCAAUGAAUUCAUGGCAAAUUAAGCAAUUCCUUCCUUCUGUUUUCCAAAACGAGUUUGAGGAUUGGUUAAUUAUAUUCUUGGAUGCAUUGACCAAAUACAAGAGUGAAAACCUUACUGGUACUCAAUCAGCCACUCCUAGAGUCACUCAAAUAGCACAUAUUUUGAAGGGACAGAAGAAGAUCGAUUCUGGCGAAUUGGAAGAAGAAGACUAUAAUAGUGGAGUGAUCGAGAUGUUCCGGAAACCACUCCAAAAGCGCGUUCAAAAAUUGUAUUCGCGUCAAAAUGAGGCAAUUCUCAAUCCCAACUUUGCUCAAGAGUACGAAUUUCCUAUUCGUCCAGGCUCCCAUCUCCACUUAAAGAACCCAAUGCUUGAGCUUGUUAAAUUUUUGUGUGCAAUCUUUAGUCUUUCUAACAAGAGAACCAUUGAAGUAAGGUUGCUCAGGAAGGAAUUAUUGUCUAUUUUUGAAAUCAAGGAGUUCAGCAGUGAAGGAGCAUUCAAAAAUCCUAGUACCACCUUGAAGAUCCCUCAUGUUAUCUGUGACUACUGUAAUUUCAUCAGAGAUAUCGACUUUUGCCGUGAUAAUGAGGCAUCGAUUUGGAACUGCACAAAUUGCAACAAACCACACAAUAAAAUAGCUCUCGAGGAAGACUUAAUCGGGCAGUACCAUAAAACAUUGACCAGUUAUUUGACUCAGGAUUACAGGUGUGACAAGUGCAACCAAAUUCGGGGAACCAACAUGAGUCAGUACUGUAAAUGUUCGGGCCACUGGGCGGAAACUAUUAAAUAUGAAGACAUCGAGAGAAAACUCGAGGUUUUUGGAGGGGUAUCGAAGUUCUAUAACUUGCAGUUGUUAAGAGGAGUAAUUGAAGAAAGCGAGGGAACUAGUUGA